AAUGAGAUGACGGAGUGACCUAACCGGACAAACUAACCUCUGUGAUUUACAACAACAAAUUGAGGUUGUGUUAACUGUCACUGUCGGUGGAAUAUAUAUAUAAACAAUUUUCAAAUAAUAAUAUUCACUACUGUUCGCUUUCUUGAUCAUUACUGAAAAUGUUAACUAAAAGUGAAGAGUGCGUGUUCCAGCUGUUAAACCAAAAGCAGAGUGUUUGCAGAAUUUGCUUUCAUCAACUGGAAGAGGCAACAAAUAAGGACCAGGAGUUCUUUAAAAUGUUGCAGUUUUCAUGUCCAGAUCUGCUGUUGUGUGAAGACCCCCGGCUUCCCCACCAUCUGUGCCAAAGUUGCUUCGUUCUUUUACAGAAGUGCUAUAAGUUUUUGAUUAAUGUUCAUUCAUCGCACACUCUGUUAAAUAAGUAUUUAGAAACUCUAGGCCCUCAGAGAGAUCAACUCUCAGUUGAGAAAUUACAUUUGUUUUAUGAAGUUAAGCCGGAAACUCUUAAACAAGCCAGUAGUGCUUCUGAUAAUGCUCAUUUUAAAAGGGGUGCAACAAACUUCCACGCUUGUCAAAGUUGUAUGAAAAAGUAUCGCUCAAAGUAUGAACUGGAGGUGCAUCAAAGAGUUCAUUCGGGUGAAAAGCCUUUUGCCUGUAGUGUGUGCCAGAAAUCCUUUACUGAUAACAGAAACUUAAAAAGACACUUGAAAAUUCACUCUGAGGACAAAAAGCACGAAUGCCCAACUUGCCAGAAGAAGUUCUUGCACUUGUUCAGCCUAAAAACUCAUCAGAGGAUCCAUACAGGCGAGAAGCACUAUGUUUGCGAAAUGUGCGGCAAGCCCUUUAACACUUCAGGAGAAUUGACUAUACAUUCCCGCAUUCACACCAGAUUGAAGCCCUAUGCUUGCACCAUCUGCUCAAAGGCAUUUUCCAGCAAGUCCACUUUGAACACCCACAUGUCUGUUCACACAGGCGACAGAAAGCACUCGUGUGUGAUUUGCAGCCGCAAAUUUCGCACAUCGUAUGACUUGAAAGUGCACAUGAGAUGCCACGACAAUGAAAAGCCCUACUUCUGCAAGUACGCCAACUGCGACAAAACCUACAGGAGCAACAGCCAGUUGAAUGUACAUUUAAGAACCCAUACAGGGGAAAAACGACAUCAAUGUGGGGUGUGCCUGAAAAAGUUUGGAGAGUCCAGUACGUUGAAAAGGCAUUUUUUAACUCAUGGAGGGACCAGCUGAAUUUCUGGGGAAUCUGCGAAAAGAUCCAAGGACCUCUGCAAUUCCAUGGUUUAGUGGAAAUAAUACAACCAGCAGCUUAUUUAAUUCUUUGUGCUUACAUAACUAUUCUUACAACUAGUUCAUCAACAUCAACAAUUUGAGUAGUAUUUCUGU
Dendroctonus ponderosae (mountain pine beetle) is the source of this 1391-nucleotide messenger RNA. RefSeq names its product zinc finger protein 239. Gene Ontology annotation, cellular component: nucleus. The transcript has 6 exons. The record is from RefSeq and is a predicted model, not a curated record. The coding region runs from base 159 to 1238 and encodes 359 amino acids. NCBI's taxonomy places the organism in Eukaryota, Metazoa, Arthropoda, Insecta, Coleoptera, Curculionidae. Gene Ontology annotation, molecular function: RNA polymerase II cis-regulatory region sequence-specific DNA binding; DNA-binding transcription factor activity, RNA polymerase II-specific; zinc ion binding. Gene Ontology annotation, biological process: regulation of transcription by RNA polymerase II.